Molecule: messenger RNA, 4400 nt
Organism: Lathyrus oleraceus (garden pea)
Lineage: Eukaryota; Viridiplantae; Streptophyta; Magnoliopsida; Fabales; Fabaceae
Exons: 8
Coding region: 328-4278 (1316 amino acids)
Cellular component (GO): nuclear pore
Source: RefSeq, a predicted model, not a curated record
AAUCUCUCUGUUUGUGUUGCUGUACGUUGUGCGUAUAUUCUGGUAUUCUUUCCUUUCUACUUUUCCUUUUCCUUAGCCUCAUCACUUUUCCCAUUCUCUCAUCAUUCAAUCCAAAAUCACCAUCACUUUCUUUCUUCUUCCUUUUCAAUCCUCAUCUCUCUCUCUCUCAUCAAUUUCAAUCACCACCUAAUUUUCCUUAAUCUCAUUCCAAGUUACCUUCUUUUUUCGUAAUUUCAAUUGCUUAAUUCAACUCCUUUCUUUAAUUGCUGGUUAAUUUUUUUUUCUUAUUUAUAUUUAUCAUCGAGUUUUUCUUUUGUUGUUGUGAAGAUGGUUUUGGGAAUAAGAACAAAGAGUAGAAAAACUGUAUCAAAUUCAAUCCAAGUUCAUUACAUUAUCCAUGUUUAUGAGAUCAAACCAUGGCCACCUUCACAAUCACUCAGGUCUCUUCAAUCUCUGCUUUUGCAAUGGCAAAACGGUGACCGAAACUCCGGCUCUCUACCCUCCUCCACUGUUGGCGAUGGGAAAAUCGAGUUUAAUGAACCUUUCAAGCUUUCCGUAUCUAUGUUGAAGAAGGAAAAGAAACGCGAGAGUUUUAAGAAAAAUCAUUUGGAGUUUCAGUUGUAUGAUAGGACAGUGAAGAGCCAGCUUAUAGGAUCAGCCACCUUGAACUUUGCGGAUUUUGGAAUUAUUGAGGAAACUAAAGCCAUUUGUUUUCAGUUGAAUUGUAAGAAGAGUUUCAAGAGCUCGGUGCAACCGUUGAUGUAUGUUAGUAUUCAGCCGUUUGAUGUAGAGUGUUCCAGCUCUUCACCUAGCAGCAGCUUGUCCAAAGAAUUGUCAAUGGAGAAGGAAGAGAGGGAAUCUGUAUCACAGUCAAUUAAUGAUGAUGAUGACAACGACAAUGAUGAUCUUGAAAUUGCCUCUUUUACUGAUGAUGAAACGGAUGACAUUGCUUCAAAUAAUUUGCAAACUAUCAGAUCGGCUUCCAAGGAUACCAGAGGCAGUGGCGAAAUUGGUGAAGGAGGAUCAAAGGGAGCUAAUGGAGAAGGUAUUCUACCCUCAGAAAUUAUUACUUCUAGCUUACAUGUAAACACAAAGGCGGGAUCACCCUCACAUAUCAAUGACAUCAAAUCUCCCUCUUCGUCUCCGGUUCUAGGCACGGGUGUCGGAAAUGUUGAAAAUGGUAGCCCUUCUUCACCUAAAAUUUCUAAGAGAAGUGUCAAGGUUGCUGAUGCAAGUUCUGAAAAACAAGAAAGGAUUCAACAAUCUCCCUCUUCAUCUCCGGUUCUUCGCUCGGGUAUCGGAAAUGUUGAAAAUGAUAGGCCUUCUUUACCAGAAAUUUCUAAGAGAAGUGUCAAGGUUGCUGAUGCAAGUUCUGAAAUUCAAGAAAGGAUUCAACAAUCUCCCUCUUCGUCUCCGGUUCUUCGCUCGGGUAUCGGAAAUGUUGAAAGUGGUAGGCCUUCUUUACCAGAAAUUUCUAAGAGAAGUGUCAAGGUUGCUGAUGCAAGUUCUGAAAUUCAAGAAAGGAUUCAACAAUCUCCCUCUUCGUCUCCGGUUCUUCGCUCGGGUAUCGGAAAUGUUGAAAGUGGUAGGCCUUCUUUACAAGAAAUUUCUAAGAGAAGUGUCAAGGUUGCUGAUGCAAGUUCUGAAAUUCAAGAAAGGAUUCAACAAUCUCCCUCUUCGUCUCCGGUUCUACACUCGGGCAUCAGAAAUGUUGAAAAUGGUAGGCCUUCUUUACAAGAAAUUUCUAAGAGAAGUGUCAAGGUUGCUGAUGCAAGUUCUGAAAUUCAAGAAAGGAUUCAACAAUCUCCCUCUUCGUCUCUGGUUCUACACCCGGGCAUCGGAAAUGUUGAAAAUGGUAGGCCUUCUUUACCAGAAAUUUCUAAGAGAAGUGUCAAGGUUGCUGAUGCAAGUUCUGAAAUUCAAGAAAGGAUUCAACCAUCUCCCUCUUCGUCUCCGGUUCUACACCCGGGCAUCGGAAAUGUUGAAAAUGGUAGGCCUUCUUUACCAGAAAUUUCUAUGAGAAGUGUCAAGGUUGCUGAUGCAAGUUCUGAAAUUCAAGAAAGGAUUCAACCAUAUCCCUCUUCGUCUCCGGGUCUACGCCUGGGUAUUGGAAAUGUUGAAAAUGGUAGGCCUUCUUCACCUAAAAUUUCUAAGAGAAGUGUCAAGGUUGCUGAUGCAAGUUCUGAAAUUCAAGAAAGGAUUCAACAAUCCCGUUGGCAAGAUAUUUCUGUUGAUAGGUUCAAAGCCAUAUCUCCAUCUUCAAACAUUUCAUCUAGUAUCAGACCACACUUUGAAACAUCUUCCCAAUCUCAAGUGCUUCCAGAGGAUAGUGUAAGCCACGGCGAUAACACAGAAAACAGGCUAUGUAAAGAACAUGUUCCCAAGAAGGUUGGCAGUGUUAGAAACACUGGUGUGAUGGAGGACAAAUUGAAAAAGGACAAGGGAAGAAAAGGACGAGAACAGUUUACUACGAGUAAUGGAAAUUUCACAAAUGUGCUUGACAAUAAUUUUUCAGAUGAUGAAUCUACAAGAACAGAAAAAUUAAAUAGUGAUUCUCUUCUGCUAAGUAAAAAAUCACAUGAACAACCAACAAUUUUUUUGACAAAUGAGAAAUCAGAGGAUAUGAGAAGUAAAAUGUUUCCUUUACAAACUACUGAGAGCUAUGGGCAGUUCAUGAGGAGUCAGAACCUAGAUCAGGAAGAGAAAAUAAAUACUUCUAAUGGUGUUCAUGUUGAUGCUGCUUGUCAUAAAGAUGUUAAUGUGAAUGUUAGUUCUUUUAUUGAUAAUUCUGAAUUGAAGGCUGAAGUUGAACGGCUUCGUGAAGAGCUGAGAGAAGCUGCUGCUCUUGAAGCUUCAAUGUACUCAGUUAUUGCUGAACAUGGCUCAUCAAACAAGGUUCAUGCACCUGCUCGGCGCUUGUCUAGAUUCUAUUUCCAUGCUCGCAGAGUUGGCUCCCCUGCUAAAAUAGCUAGUGCAGCCCAGAGCGUUGUCUCUGGAUUUGUUUUGGUUUCUAAAGCAUGUGGAAAUGAUGUUCCAAGGUUGACAUUCUGGUUCUCAAACCUACUAUUGCUAAGAGCAAUUGUGAGCAAAGGAGUUGAAAAUAAAGACCUUGGUAAUGGUCCGUGUCUCAAUGGUGAAUGUUAUGUAAAUGGUUCCACAUCUCAUGACAAAGAAAGAGAAAAUACAGAAGAACAAUUUCAUGGCUGGCUGGAGCCAGAGACAUUUUUAGUUGCAUUGGAAAAGGUUGAAGCAUGGAUGUUCUCUCGAAUUAUUGAGUCAGUGUGGUGGCAGACUCUGACUCCAUACAUGCAGUCUGCAGCAGCUAAGAGCUCUAGCUCUAGGAAAACCUAUGCUAAGAGAUAUACUAUUGGUGAUCAAGAUCAAGGAAACUUUUCUAUUGAUUUAUGGAAAAGAGCUUUCAAGGAUGCGUGUGAAAGGCUUUGUCCUCUUCGAGGUGGAGGGCUUGAGUGUGGCUGCUUGCAUUUGAUAUCUAGAAUGGUGAUGGAACAAUUGGUUAAUAGACUUGAUGUGGCGAUGUUCAAUGCUAUUCUUCGGGAAUCAGCCGAUGAAAUGCCCACCGAUCCUAUAUCUGACCCUAUUAGUGAUUCUAAGGUUCUUCCUAUUGCAUCUGGAAAAUCAGGUUUUGGCGCUGGUGCGCAACUAAAGAAUGCUGUUGGUGACUGGUCAAGAUGGCUUUCAGAUUUGUUUGGCAUUGAUGAUUGUGACUCUCUUGAAGAUAACAAUGAAAAUGAUUUCAUAAAAUAUGAAUAUUCCUUCAAACCUUUCCCUCUCCUGAACACGUUGAGUGAUCUAAUGAUGCUUCCUUUCGAAAUGCUUGCGGACAGAUCAAUGAGAAAAGAGGUAUGUCCUAGAUUAGGCAUAUCAUUGAUAAGACAGGUCAUCGACAAUUUUGUCCCCGAUGAGUUCACCCCUGGACCUGUCCCGAAUGCUGUUAUCGAGACCUUGAACAAUGAGGAUAUUGCAGAUGAUGAAGGGUCCAUCACAAGCUUUCCAUGCAGUGCUGGUUCCACAUCCUACGCACCUCCCCCAGCUUCUUCAGUUGUGAGCAUGCUAAAAGAAGUGGGAACCCCUUCACUAAAAAGUGCAUCAUUUAUGCUUAAAAAGUUAUACACAAGUGACGAUGAACUUGAUGAAUUAGAUUCACCACUUUCUGCUCUUGGCAUGGACGACUCUAAGAAAAUGUUUGCAGUAGUAAAGGAAGGUCGUAAGGUUGUCCGAUAUGAGCUUUUGAAAGAAGUAUGGAAGAGUAGUGAAUGACAUAUUCAAUCAUUAUUUCAUUCUUUUGUAUAUUUUGUUUAUAGUAUAACAGCUUUUGUUUUGUUUUAAACAAUAAGAGUAAUAAUAGUAUUGGCCUUUUAUAAUAAUCUUGUUCACCUUCA